CUUGCACACCUACUCCAGACCAGAGAGUGCUGAAGGGACCAUGGAGAAGACUCUGGGUGUUUGUCUAGUUCUUUUUGCAACCUCGUGUUCUGCACAGAGAAGUUAUCAUCUCAUCAGUUUAUCUAAAACAUGGGCUGAAGCACAGCAUUACUGCAGAUCCUGCUACUCAGACCUGGUCACUAUUACCCCUCAGAAUGAACCUGUUCUCACUGCCUCAGCUACAGAUACGUGGAUCGGACUGCACAGAAUCCCAGGGGGUUGGCAGUGGUCAGAUGGAGACGGCAGCAGUUAUUAUAAGUGGGCACCCGGUGAGCCGAAUAAUAAUGGGGGGCCUGAAGAUUGUGCUGCUCGUCGAACAGACAACAAUUGGAAUGAUUUUUCUUGUACUUCUGGAUUGUAUUUCCACUGUUAUAAAGACUCUUACACUGGGCUGCUGUCUGUUCCUGUUGUCACGGGGACGUCACUGACUCUGCACUGGAAUCCAGCGCCAGGACUUGUUGACCACUACAGGAUAGAAGUCUCCGGGCAGACAAGUCAGACCUUCACAGUAAACACUCAGACUGCUGUUGUGACCUCUCUGACCCCCGGCUGUCUCUACACAGUGCAUGUCUUCCCUGUGAAAUGUGUCAAAGACUGGCCCCCUGCUAGUACAUCAGUCUACACAGCUCCAGUCCCACCAGGACAACUAAUGGCUGACUCUGUGGGACCCAACUCUGUUUCUCUGAGUUGGGGCAGACCUGCCGGUAUGGAUAAGAUCCCACACAGCUUCAACAUCACCUACUGCAGCUCCUUCUGGGGUCACCAGGGCUCCACCACUGCAGCCUCCAAUUCCACCGUCAUCUCUAACCUGAAACCAGCAAGCCAGUACGUCUUCAACAUCACCACAGUGCAGGACGAUGGGAACCAGAGCAUACCUGCUUCAGCAUCUUUCUUCACAACUCCAUCCCCACCAGGACAACUAAUAUCUGACUCUGUGGGACCCAGCUCGGUUUCUCUGAGCUGGGGCAGACCUGCCGGUAUGGAUAAGAUCCCACACAGUUUCUUCAUCAGCUACUCCAGCGCCCUCUCGGGUCACAACGACUCCAUCACUUCAGACUCCAAUUCCACCGUCAUCUCUAACCUGAGACCAGGAAGCGAGUAUGUCUUCUGUGUCACCACAAUGCAUGACAACGGGGGCUGGAGCUCACCGGUUUUAAUAUUUCUCUCCACAUCUCCAUCCCCACCAGGACAACUAAAGGCUGACUCUGUGGAAACUAACUCUGUUUCUCUGAGUUGGGGCAGACCUGCCGGUAUGGAUAAGAUCCCACACAGCUUCAACAUCACCUACUGCAGCUCCUUCUGGGGUCACCAGGGCUCCACCACUGCAGCCUCCAAUUCCACCGUUAUCUCUAACCUGAAAUCAGGAAGUGAGUACGUCUUCAACAUCACCACAGUGCAGGAGCAUGGGGGCCGGAGCACACCGGCUUCAACAUCUCUCUUCACAAAAGUAAAUGAGAAGCGGAUGAUAGUGGCUUUCCACUGCAACUCCCAGGACCCGCUGGCAUGCAGGGAUCCCAAAGUCAAAGAGGAGAUGCUCAACCAGCUGAAAUCCAAGAUGGGAGAGCGCUACUCUGGGGUGUAUUGGAGUCUGAAAUGGAGGGAGAAUGGAGGGGGCGACUGUAAACAACCCAUUACUGAACUGACAGAUCUGGAUGAAUUAUAGAUUAAUCACCCAUAACUAUUAAACACUCACUAGUGCUGAAUUUAGAAAUGACAAAUGUUUUCAACUACAAAUAAUGAAGACUAGUUUAUUUUAGUAUUUCUAAUUAUAGAUUAGAGUUUUAACUUUUUUAAUAUAUAUUAACUCAAUAGUGCUGAAUUUCAAGAAUACUAAAAGUAACUUCCACAUGAAUGCUUUUCACGAGUAAAGAAGAAUUUUAAAAUGCUUAGUUUGGAAGCAUCCUUGCAGAUGUGUGCGACAGGGUAGCGUCACGGCCCAGGCUGGUUACCAUCAGGAAAGAGACCCAGAGACAGAAAGCUGCAGUUUAAUUAACAAAAACAAACAGACACAUAAUAAACACAGCACAAGGGCCAAAAUAAAGGUUCAAACAAAAGAACAACACACUUGUAGGCUGGGCAUUAGCCUUCAUCACAGUGUAAACACUCACCAAACGCCUUUGAUUGUUCUUUCUUUUAUACGGGUGGCCAUUCCCUAAUUAGCACUGAAUUAGGGAAUGGCCACACCUAUGAUUGUUGGGACAGAUUUAACCCCAUCCUUGCCAACCUUGCAUUCCCACCACACACUAUUUACACAUGCUGAGCUUUCGCCCUGCCACAAUGUGAUAGAAAUGUGUGGAGUUUGCUGAUAUGCGAGUCUGAUCUGCUGUUAGAGGAUUAAAAGACCCAGCAAAGUACCUGAUUGUAUCUGCACUGUGUGAUUGGAAGGGCCUGGGACUCUGGAUCCAGCAGAGUUGCGAGGGAACAAGAGGGCUAGGCUGAGUACACACUGUGACUGAGAGCUGCACUCUGCUGUCAGUGAAACAGAGUUCAAACUGCAGUUCAGACAAACAGUUUACCAACAGCUCUGAAAUCUGCCCCUGGUUUACAAUAAAUGUGUUCAGAUCUUUUCAGGUUUUAGUUAGGAUGCUAGUGGAAGUAGAAAUAGAAGCUGUACAUUGUACCUGCUGUAAUAAUGUAGGUGUUUAAAAUAAAGGACAAUUGAAUAUUCACUUAUUUGGCGAUGAAUUGCAUUGUUAUUGUAAUUGCAACAUGUUCUGAAGAGCUG
Acipenser ruthenus (sterlet) is the source of this 2764-nucleotide messenger RNA. Its product is annotated as fibronectin-like. Gene Ontology annotation, molecular function: protein binding. The transcript is spliced from 8 exons. The record is from RefSeq and is a predicted model, not a curated record. The coding region runs from base 41 to 1702 and encodes 553 amino acids. NCBI's taxonomy places the organism in Eukaryota, Metazoa, Chordata, Actinopteri, Acipenseriformes, Acipenseridae.